AUGACCGCAUUACCACUCAAUAUUUAUCUAUAUACAGAGAUACUGCGUUGCCCGGCUAAUUGUUCUUGCGGCGAGUCUCAGCAGUACGUCGGGAUCGGCCCUCCACUUACUGCACCUCGCUGCGGCGAUCCCGACUGGUUGCCUUUUUGGGUGAAAUGCACGGACGGAUGGAAUGAAGACUACGCGAAUGCAACAGCGCCAAAGGCUAUAAUUAUAAAUCUUGAUGGCGCCCCCGUCCGUCAUCUGAUGAAGGGCGCUUUCUCAGGACUCAACAAUGCCCAUACACUGGAUCUAAGCUCCACUCAGCUCAGCCAUCUUCCAGCAGGCGUCUUUAUCGGACUUUGUCGGUUAUGGGAACUGGCGCUUGAUCACAAUAGCCUGACUGUUCUUGAAAAUGGAACAUUCGAAGGUCUUCGUAAUUUAGGCGGAUUAAAUUUGGCGUUCAAUCAGAUUACUCGAUUGUACGAAGGUUGCUUUAGAGGUCUUCAGAGCCUUUUCAUCAUGUCGUUCCAAGGAAAUCCCAUCACUACCAUUGAACCUGGUGCUCUGAAUGGUUUGCCUACGUUGAGGGAUGUGUGA
Molecule: messenger RNA, 579 nt
Organism: Strongylocentrotus purpuratus (purple sea urchin)
Lineage: Eukaryota; Metazoa; Echinodermata; Echinoidea; Camarodonta; Strongylocentrotidae
Product: insulin-like growth factor-binding protein complex acid labile subunit
Exons: 7
Coding region: 1-579 (192 amino acids)
Cellular component (GO): plasma membrane
Molecular function (GO): protein binding
Source: RefSeq, a predicted model, not a curated record